Molecule: messenger RNA, 1077 nt
Organism: Sporisorium graminicola
Lineage: Eukaryota; Fungi; Basidiomycota; Ustilaginomycetes; Ustilaginales; Ustilaginaceae
Exons: 1
Coding region: 1-1077 (358 amino acids)
Cellular component (GO): plasma membrane
Source: RefSeq, a predicted model, not a curated record
AUGAAGAUCGGCUACCACGGAUUGUUCUACCUCUUCCCCAUCCUCACGUUCGCGUGCUGGGUCACCGCCAUCGUCGGUCUGCUGGCGCUAUGGGCCAAAGACCACUUUGUCGAGUACGAGAGGGAAGAAGCGUCGGUGGUGUUCAUUUCCGACGUCGGAGCGACGCACAAGACGUUUUUCAUCAUCUUUUGCUGUCUCACCUCUGCGUUUUACAUCCUGACCACGCUGGCGGAGCGACAGCUGCGACACGCGCGAAAGAUCCCUGGGUCGAUUCGAAAGAAGCAGACGAUCCUCGACAUCUGCUCGGUCAUCUGUGCCGUGAUCGGCUCGGUCGCCUUGAUCUUGCUGAGCAUCUUUGACGCGUUCCACCACUCGAACGUGCACUGGAGCAUGACGCUGAUCUUUGUCGUAUUUGUCGCGCUGUCGGUGCUGUUCCAGGUGCUGCAGGUGUUUUCACUCUCGCACGACUACGAUCGGCUCGCGACGCUCAAGGUGAUUGCAAUUGUCAAGAGCAUCAUCCUGGCGUUGGCGAUUGCGGGGGCGAUUGCGUUUAUCGUGUGCUACGGCAUCUGCAGAGGCGACGCCUAUCCGGGCAACCACAGGUGCGACCGCAUCGUCUCGGCCGCCGCCGUAUGCGAGUGGGCCAUCGCCUUCCUCCUGGCCAUCUUCUUCCUCACGUACCUGGUCGACCUCUGGCCCGCCCACAGGCGCGCACAGAAGGGCCUCAGCGAAGACGGCACCAUGAUCGAGAAUAAGCAGCUCGCCAAGGAGCAGGGUGUUGCAGACGGCCGCCCUGUCGCCCCGUACGCUAUUGACGGUGUGCAGAACAACGACACGUACUACCCGAGUCAGGCCGCCCAGCAGUACCACAACGGCACCCACACUGCCGGCGCUACCCACCACGGCGUCGCUCCCAGCCCCAUGGGCAUGACCGCUGCUACCAACGCCGACGCCAGCCCCCUCAACGCCCCCUCGACCCUGCCGGGCUCCGAACGCGGAAGCCUGUACCAGACACCCAUGACCGAGGCCCGCCCCUAUCCCCACAACGACAGCACCUACAACACAUACCGCGCCUAA